UUGGGCAUCAGUCAGCUCCAGCAAUCCAAUCCAGCAACAUGCAGAAGUCAAGCAUCCUAAUCGUCGCCCUCGUGGCCCUUUCCGCCUUAACAGAGGCAGUUCCUUACGGAAAUGAACGCCGCUUUCCCACGUCCCGCCCCAUUCGAUUCCGCCGCCAGGUGCUUGGAGGAUCCUUGGCCUCCAACCCCGCUGGUGGUGCUGAUGCUCGAUUGGAUCUCUCCAAGGGCAUUGGAAAUCCCAACCACAAUGUGGUGGGUCAGGUUUUCGCAGCUGGUAACACACAAAGCGGCCCGGUUACCUCUGGAGGAACUUCGGCCUACAACAACGCUGGUCACGGUGCCUCCUUAACCAAAACCCACACUCCCGGAGUAAAAGACGUUUUCCAGCAGGAAGCCCAUGCCAAUCUCUUCAACAACGGCAGGCAUAAUCUGGAUGCCAAAGUGUUUGCCUCCCAAAACAAACUGGCCAAUGGCUUCGAGUUCCAGCGUAAUGGAGCCGGUCUGGAUUACUCCCACAUCAAUGGACACGGUGCUUCCUUGACCCACAGCAAUUUCCCAGGAAUCGGCCAGCAACUUGGUCUGGAGGGACGUGGUAAUCUCUGGUCAUCGGCAGAUCGGGCCACCCGCUUGGAUCUGACGGGAUCGGCCAGCAAGUGGACAAGUGGACCAUUUGCCAACCAGAAGACCGACUUUGGAGCUGGUCUGGGUCUCUCCCACCACUUUGGUUAAACUACUUUCUUUGAUAGUUAUAAAAAUUAAAUUAUUUAUAAUAAAUGAAUGACAAUAAAUUAUAUUUUAAAUGCAA
Messenger RNA from Drosophila subpulchrella, 804 nucleotides. Its product is annotated as attacin-A-like. Lineage: Eukaryota; Metazoa; Arthropoda; Insecta; Diptera; Drosophilidae. Gene Ontology annotation, biological process: defense response to bacterium. The record is from RefSeq and is a predicted model, not a curated record. The coding region runs from base 39 to 728 and encodes 229 amino acids. Gene Ontology annotation, cellular component: extracellular region. The transcript has 2 exons.